This is a messenger RNA of Globicephala melas (long-finned pilot whale), 4529 nucleotides long. NCBI's taxonomy places the organism in Eukaryota, Metazoa, Chordata, Mammalia, Artiodactyla, Delphinidae. The record is from RefSeq and is a predicted model, not a curated record.
GCGGAGGCACCCGCCGGGAAGCGCAUUGGGGCUGGAGCGGUUCUCGGCCGACCAGGGGCUAUAGGGAGGGAGGUCCGCGGCUUCCCGCCUUAGGCUGGACCACAGAGCGAAACGGUUUGGUACGAAGCCGUUUGGCAGAUUAAAUGUCCUUCAGUAAGAAAUUUGAAGACCCUGCUAGGAAGGAGACCUUUCCAUACCUAAUAUUUCUUGCCAGAAAAGUGGCAUUCUUGACACCUAAUUUUUUUUGAUCUUGUUGAAGGACUUCUUAAUUCAGUUUCUGGGGGCGGGGGGAAGAGAUUUCCAACCCUCACUAACCAAAUAAAGUUUCUCAGGCUGGCAUUGCUUCCUUUCAGCUCGUGGCUGACCCCGAACUCUCUCAAGAGCAAUUAUAUUUUAUAUACCUCCAGUUUUUCAAAGCACUUUCACGUUGCAGUGUUUCAUUUUUUUAAACAUCUUUGUUGGAGUUUACUUGCUUUACAAUGUUGUGUUAGCUUCUGCUGUAUAACAAAGUGAAUCAGCUAUGUGCAUACGUAUAUCCCCAUACCCCUCCCUCUUGCGUCUCCCUCCCACCCUCCUUUUCCCUCUCCUCUAGGUGGUCGCAAAGCACAGAGCUGACCUUCGUGUGCUAUGCGGCUGCUUACCACUAGCUAGCUAUUUUACAUUUGGUAGUGUAUAUAUGACAAUGCUAUUCUCUCACUUCGUCCCAGCUUACCCUUAUCCCUCCCCGUGUCCUCAAGUCCAUUCUCUACAUCUGUGGCUUUAUUCCUGUCCUGUCCCUAGGUUCAUCAGAACCUUUUUCUUUUUCUUUUUAGAUUCCAUAUAUAUGUGUUAGCAUAAGGUAUUUGUUUUUCUCUUUCUGACUUACUUCACUCUGUAUGACAUACUCUAGGUCCAUCCACCUCACUACAGAUAACUCCAUUUCUUUUUAUGGCUGAGUAAUAUUCCAUUGUAUAUAUGUGCCACAUCUUUUUUAUCCAUUCAUCUGUCGAUGGACACUUAGGUUGCUUCCAUGUCCUGGCUAUUGUAAGUAGUGCUGCAAUGAACAUUGUGGUACAUAACUUUUUUUUUUUUUACAUCUUUAUUGGAGUAUAAUUGCUUUACAAUGGUGUGUUAGUUUCUGCUUUGUAACAAAGUGAAUCAGUUAUACAUAUACCCCCAUAUAUACUCUCUCCCCAUAUCCUCAAGUACAUUCUCUAGUAGGUCUGUGUCUUUGUUCCUGUCUUGCCCCUAGGUUCUUCAUGACUUUUUUUCUUUUUUUUUCUUAGAUUCCAUAUAUAUGUGUUAGCAUACGGUAUUUGUUUUUCUCUUUCUGACUUACUUCACUCUAUAUGACAGACUCUAGGUCUAUCCACCUCACUACAAAUAACUCAAUUUCAUUUCUUUUUAUGGCUGAGUAAUAUUCCAUUGUAUAUAUGUGCCACAUCUUCUUUAUCCAUUUAUCUGUUGAUGGACACUUAGGUUGAUUCCAUGUCCUGGCCAUUGUAAAUAGUGCUGCAAUGAACAUUGUGGUACGUGACUCUUUGAAUUAUGGUUUUCUCAGGGUAUGUAUAUGCCCAGUAGUGGGAUUGCAGGGUCAUAUGGUAGUGUUCUGUUUUUAGUUUUUUAAGGAACCUCCUUUUUAAGGAACCUCCUUAUACUGUUCUCCAUGGUGGCUCUAUCAAUUUACAUUCCCACCAAAAGUGCAAGAGGGUUCCCUUUUGUUCAUACCCUCUCCAGCAUUUAUUGUUUGUAGAUUUUUUGAUGAUGGCCAUUCUGACCAGUGUGAGGUGAUACCUCAUUGUAGUUUUGAUUUGCAUUUCUCUAAUGAUUAAUGAUGUUGAGCAUCUUUUCAUGUGUAACAGCAGCUGGUGGUGUAGGUAUUGGCAGUAGCAGUUUAAAUGAGAAACAGCUUAAAAGGAGUUGAAGGCUGGAGUGGAACCCAUUUCUGGCAGUUUCUAAAGGCCUGCACGUUGAAAUACCCCUUUGGAUUUUUUUUGGCUGCGCCACGCGGUGUAUGAGAUCUUAGUUCCCCGACCAAGGAUCCAACCCGUGCCCCUUGCAGUGGAAGUGUGGAGUCUUAACCACUGGACCGCCAGGAAAGCCCUCCCGACCUCCUUUGGAUUUCUUCCCAAAUUUAGGGAGUGGGUGAAGAUAGGCCUUGUGAAAACAGAUACACUUUUUUUUUUUUUUUUAACACCUAAAUCUGCAUAACUCACUCCUCAGGUCAGAAAUCCUUCAUUGUACUCCUGGGUAAAAUCCACCAGGGCAGGCAUUUUAAUCAUGCCUAGCAUAUUUUAGGCGCCAAUAUUUUUGUUGAGUGUAUUGAAUGAUUAGGUUCAGACCUUCAGUUCCUUCACCUUUGAUAUUUUUACCUCUUCAGCCUCCUUUCCUACCUCCCCAGGAGGGGCACCCUUUGCUCUAGCAAACAAAGUCUUGCGAUUUUGCAGUUUAGCAAUCGCUAACUUUGUAUACUUACUUUGUACUAGGUAGUUUUCAUCGAAUCUUCCUAACCUUUCUAUGAAGAUAGUAUUUUGCAGUUGAGGAAACUGAAGCACAGACAGGUUAAAUAACUUGAGUGAGGUCACACAGCUAGUAAAUUAUAGAUCUCAAGUUUGAACUCAGGCAGGCUCGUUCCGGAGUCCUGGGCUAUGUUACCUUGCCUCCCUAAAUACCAUGCUCUCAUCAUUCAGUGCCUCCCCAAAGGCUUUGUAAGUUGCCUACCUUCCUAACUGCAGGAUUCAGCUCUAACUCAAACCUCUUCUAGGAUGUCAUCCUAGAACACCACUGUUCCUCCUUCGCAUUACCAGGUUAUGCCUGUGCUUAAAAUCCUCCAGUUAUCUUCUCACUGCACUUAAAUAAAAGCAAAGCUUCCCGUGGCCUACAAGACCUCACAAGUCUGGCCUCUGCCUUGCCUCUGACCUGUGCUUGUACUGCGCAGCCCUGCCUCCAGCCUUCAGGCCCACACUGCCAGGGCUCUCUGUGCUCAGUGAGAGGUUUUUCAGUUCCUGCUUCAGGGCCUUUGCCUGAAUCAUUCUCUCCCCAUCUCGAGCAGACCCCUUGUGGUCACUGCCCACUCCCAUUUCUCUCACAUUACCCUGUUGUAUUGUGCUUGUUGCAACCAAAAAUAUCCACUUGCUUACUUGUUGCUUGUCUCUCCCCAGUAGGAGAUAAAUAUAUGUGUAUGUAGUUCAUAUUCCAAGAGAGUUACAUCCUCAGCCUAUAAUAGGCACUAAGCCACUCAGGCCCUGGAUAAACUCUUGUUGAGUAAGUGAAGGUAUGAAGAAUGCCUAUCACAUGGUAUUGCAAUUUUAUAUCCCGACGCUCCCCCCACCAUAGGAUGCAAACUGGAGAGAGGGAACUGUUGUUUUUGUAAUGGAUGCCAGUGCCAAGCGCUCAGUAAUUGCUGUAUAAAUAUUCUUUUUUAAAAAACAAAUUUAUUUUUGGCCGCAUUGGGUCUUCAUUGCUGCGCGCGGGCUUUCUCUAGUUGCGGCAAGUGGGGGCUACUCUUUGUUGCAGUGCUCGGGCUUCUCAUUGCGGUGACUUCUCGUUGCGGAGCACGGGCUCUAGGCUUGUGGGCUUCAGUAGUUGCAGCACGCAGGCUCAGUAGUUGUGGUGCACAGGCUUAGUUGCUCCACAGCAUGUGGGAUCUUCCUGGACCAGGGCUCGAACCCGUGUCCCCUGCCCUGGCAGGCGGAUUCUUAACCACUGCGCCACCAGGGAAGCCCUGUAUAAAUAUUCUGACUUCCAGCAUGAGUUAUUUAUGGCAUACAAAAAAAUUCUUUUCAGGUCCUGCAUCUUCAAUAUGGAAUGUAUGUUUGGCCCUGUGCUGUGGUCCUGGCCCAGUACCUGUGGUUUCACAGAGGAUCUCUGCCAGGAAAGGCUGUCUUAGAGAUUGGAGCUGGAGUGAGCCUUCCAGGAAUUAUGGCUGCAAAAUGCGGUGCUGAAGUAAUACUGUCAGACAGUUCAGAGCUGCCUCACUGUCUAGAGAUCUGUCGGCAAAGCUGCCAAAUGAAUAACCUGCCUCAGGUGCAUGUUGUGGGACUCACAUGGGGUCACGUAUCUCAGGAUCUUCUGGCUCUACCACCGCAAGACAUUAUUCUUGCAUCCGAUGUGUUCUUUGAACCAGAAGACUUUGAAGACAUUUUAACUACAGUUUACUUUUUGAUGCAGAAGAACCCCAAGGUCCAAAUGUGGUCUACUUACCAGGUAAGAAGUGCUGACUGGUCACUUGAAGCUUUGCUCUACAAGUGGGACAUGAAAUGUGUCCACAUUCCUCUGGAGUCUUUUGGUGCAGACAAAGAAGAUAUAGCAGAAUCUGCCCUUCCAGGAAGACAUACUGUUGAAAUGCUGGUCAUUUCCUUUGCAAAGGACAGUCUCUGAAUUAUACCUAAAAGCUGUUUUGGGACAAUGUCAAUACUGAUUAGCAACCUGGCAAGCCAACUGUGUGACUCAGACCACUUCAGCUUGAGUACAGUGGAUCUGAAGAUGGUCAGAUUGGUUGACUUUAGAUUGUGAUGGGUCACAUAACCAUUACAACAAAAAUUAAAACU